Lodderomyces margitis is the source of this 912-nucleotide messenger RNA. It is a transcript of the gene RPP1, whose product is annotated as RNA-binding RNA processing protein. Gene Ontology annotation, molecular function: RNA binding. Lineage: Eukaryota; Fungi; Ascomycota; Pichiomycetes; Serinales; Debaryomycetaceae. The coding region runs from base 1 to 912 and encodes 303 amino acids. Gene Ontology annotation, cellular component: nucleolar ribonuclease P complex. The transcript has a single exon. The record is from RefSeq and is a predicted model, not a curated record. Gene Ontology annotation, biological process: tRNA processing.
AUGUCUUAUGAUCUCAAUAUACCGUGGCCCUGUAACAACUACAGCACAGCACCAACUGCACAACAAUGGACAGACUUGAAAAAUACAAUCAUAACCAACUUGGAGCUAGGCAUAACUCAUCAAGCGAUAAAUUUCACCAUUGACGAAUCAGUGAAAAUUCCCUUCAAUACACCUGAUCGAAUCAAUCCAAUCAAUAUAAGUGCCCUAAAUGACGAAUUAAAACCAAACUUCCCCACUUUGAACCUAUUCACACGAGUCACUUUAAUCGUCAAUGAUUCAUCAAAGUUGCAAGGUGUAGCGAAAUUGCAAAACCACUUUGAUUUAUUUGCAAUACAACCCGCCAACGAAAAAGCCUUACAAUCAACAAUACUAAACAUUGAAUGUGAUUUAAUAAGUUUGAAUUUAGCUAAUAAGCUACCGUUUUUCUUAAAGUUCAAAGCAAUUGGUACUGGUGUUUCCAAAGGUAUCAAAUUUGAAAUUAAUUAUAGUCAAUUGGUUAGUGGUACUCUGGGAUAUUCGUCCGAUGUUAGUGGUAACUUGAUCAAGAAAAAUUGGUUUAAUAAUGUCUUGCAAUUGAUUAGAAGUUCGCGAUCUAGAGGAUUGGUGGUAUCUAGUGGUGCACAAAAUCCACUUCAACUACGCAAUAGUAAUGACAUUUUAAUAUUGUUAAAGACUCUUGGGUUGAAUUCCAGUAAAGCCAAGAGCUGUAUCACGAUAAACCCCGAAAAGGCUUUAGUCAAUGCAAGAUUAAGAAUAAAAUCUUAUAAACAAGUCAUUAGCAUUGGGGAUAGGGACUUGAUAGACAACAAGGAUGAAAAUAGUGCAAAGAAACAUGAUGCUAGUGGAUAUAAACGGAAGCACGAUGAGACUGCUUCAGGCCUGUUAUUGAAAAAGUACAAGAGAGAUGCAUAA